AAGUCUUUCUAAUAGAGAGAUGAAUGCAUUAGGGAAGGUUGUGGAACAGUGUUGUUUUAAAGUUGACAUAUCUACAUCAGAAUAUCAUCCACUUGCUUUGAAGGUGUUGGGUGUCCGAGUUGGCCCCGUUGCACAAGAGUGGCAAAAGUUUGAUUUCAAGCAGUAUACCAAAGAAAAUAUACAUCCCAUAUUUUCUAUAUUAAGAUCAGGGUACGAUGCCUUGCGUCCACUAUAUCAGAGGAUGUUUAUAGAUCUUGCAGUAUAUCAAGCUGACUGGACUAGUCAUGCAUAUUUUUAUAACGUAUGGCGGUAUGUGCACGGUGAAAGAGAUGAAGAUGCUCUCGUGAAGUUGCUCAAAGAGCUUCUAGUAAAGUCCCUCAUUGAACACUGUGAUCUUAACUCUGGAAAAGUAUACAUCCAUGACCUGUGUCGUGACUUCAUACAAAUGGAGGUUGAAAGCGAGGUCAAACACAAUCCAAGAUGUUAUCUGUUUCAAACAAACAAUCAACGUUAUUUCCAAGCAUGCAGGCUUCGCAUUCAGCAUCAAGGAAUCACUGAACUAACCGAAGGGAUCUUGUGCACGUGUUCAAAAGCGGAAUUGUUGUCUUUGGAAGAAUGCGACUAUCUAAGACUUGUAGACGUUCGUGGUAUGUCGAAUUUGGCACUUCUUCAAAUAAACAAAUGUCCUCAGCUGACGAGUAUUUUUGUAGAAGGUGUUAAAACCCUUCGAUCUAUUUCUUGGGAUGGAUUUCAAGGAGAUUAUCCAAGCUUAACUGGUUCGGAGUCAUUGGAAUCAUUGGAACUAAAAUCAAACAAGGACUGGCCGAAUAUUCCUCCGACCAAUUCAGAUCUUUCAUAUUGUUGCAACCUUGAAAAUCUUCAUCUGUCAAACAUACCGCUUUCUCAAGAAAUGGCGAAUAUAAACUCCUUGGUGAAGCUUAGAAGACUAUCGAUUGGCAACUGCCAACAAUUGAAAAGAGUUUAUGGUCUUGAAGCUGCAAAAUUCAUACAAGUCAUUGUACUAGAAGGUUGUUCUUCUCUUCUAGAGUUUCCUUCGUUGGUGAACUUUCGAUUCCUUCAGUACUUUGUUCUCAGCAAUGCUACUGUUCUGAAGAAAUUACAUGGAAUUUCUGGUUUUUCUCUUACCCAUCUCUUAUUAAGGAAUGCCACACAACUUGAAGACCUCCUUGGAAUUCAAGCAUUUACAACUUUGAAAUAUUUGAACUUAUCCAACACUGGUAUCGAAGACUUCUCAUGGAUUUCCAACAUGAAAGAAUUACGUGUAAUCAAUCUUUCUGGGACGAGAUUAAAAAUAUUACCCAACCACAAACAUCUGCACAAGCUUGAAGAACUUCAACUAAACAACUGUGUGGCUUUGGAGGAUUUGGACAAGGACUUUGACAUUUCACCGAGUCUACGGGAGUUCCGGAUGUGGAAUUGUCCGAACUUGAAAACAUUGCCUCAAUUCAAGAUAUCAAGCUUGAUUUAUUUAUGUAUCUGUGAUGCGAAGGUAGAAGACAUUUCAGGUAUUCAACAUUGUCUGCACCUUCAGAAGAUUGAUUUUGACAUAUUACCAGUAAAACAUCUACCAGAUUUGAAAAUUUGGCCGUGCUUGAAAAUAUUUACUGUGCAGAAAUGUCAAUUGUUGACAAGAUUGGACAAUGUGAAGAGCUUACCGGCACUAGAGAUUCUUAUGGUAAUUAAUUGUGCAAGCUUAAUUGCUCUACCUGACCUUAGUAGCUCCCAGGAUUUAAUAAAUAGCUACAUUAAUGUCUGUCCCUUAUUAAAUCUAAAUUUGGUGAAGCUACCGGAUUACAGUUUUUUUUACCACCAACACGCAAGAAAAUAGCGAUGCAGAAUAUGAAAAUGGUGUCCACACAUCAACCGUGGAUUAUGGUCAUCAAAAUCUUUUUGUACAUAGAGGCCUUCAGACUGUUAAAACCCAUUCUAGUCACGAUGGUGUACAAUUUUCGACAUUGAUUUGGAUAGUGUUUGGGGCAAUUAGUUGCAUGAUAUGGUAUUUUAUUAUGAAAUGCCAAGACAUGGAACCAGAAUGGAGUUCAAACGAGCUGUAUCCCACUUGAAGAAUUUUAUGUGGGCGGGAAUCGAUCAACGAUCCAUAGCUAGAGUAUCUUGGAACACAUGUUGCAGAACGCUCAAGGGAGAUGGAUUGAAUUUGAUCAACCUCAAAGAAGCUGAGAUAGCUCUCUUGUGCAUUAAGUGUAUCAUCUCUGCAUGUGAACCAGGUGAAUCUGCCCUGAAGAGCAUGCUCAGAUAUUAGAUUGGUUGGCACAAGGCAGGGACAUAAGGCUGAAUGCAAGCGAAACCAUGCAUUCAAACUACAUAUAAGCAUUCCUUUCAAAUCAUAAGGCAAGGCAGAUUCAGUAGUUUUAGUUGAUAUAAAUAUAUCAAGCAAUAAACAGUGAUUGAUUUCUUGCUAUAUUUAGAAAGGGAUACAAGGUUGAAGCAAAAUGUUGCAAAAUACAGCUUUCUAAACCUGGUCCCUGUGAAUGCACUCGAAGUCCGAAAUAAAUUGAAAGGGCCAAGGGUACAUGGGGGCACACAUGAUUUAUUUAAGUUUGUUUUAUGGUCACAAGCAACUUUUUAGAGUUUAUAAAUUUGCACUACAUUUAAUGACAUUCAUCAAAGGAAUGAAGGCCCAACAAUACUUUAUUAUUAUGUUGGAAUUAUACAA
Messenger RNA from Physcomitrium patens, 2695 nucleotides. RefSeq lists its product as uncharacterized. Lineage: Eukaryota; Viridiplantae; Streptophyta; Bryopsida; Funariales; Funariaceae. The record is from RefSeq and is a predicted model, not a curated record.